AUGCUAACAUGGCGGUUGACGCUAACUAACCACGUGAACGGCUCAGAUGGACGGCAUGAUGUGCGAUUGAGUCUAUCAUGGCGCCUAGGGCCAGAGGGUGAAAUGGAAGAUGACGGUACGCCUGGAAUUUCCAUCGCAUGCCUCCUGGCAGAUGUGGCAUGGUUGACCAAGCCUACUGCACCGCAAGGCGACGGCAUGAGAAGGGAGGAGCGGGGUGUAACUAUUCGCAUGCAUAGCAGCUUGACAUGGGGCGGAAGUGAUGGUGAUCAAGGCAUUACAGUGGCAGUGUUUACUGGCCGCUGUCCCCGAGUGCCGGCAUCAUGGAAUGCUACGAGGCGCCGAAUCAAUGACAAAGUUACUGACAAUGAUCACUACAGUUCUGCUACGAGAAGAGGUGGUUUCGGCCGGCGGCAUUGCUAUGCCACUGAUCAUCGGCGACAUUCACCUCGACGAGCCAUCAUGGCGGAGACACAGCAGCGGCACCUAGCAUUUCCUCCGUCCUUUCCCGUGUGUAUGUGGCAGGGUGGGUGA
Messenger RNA from Blumeria graminis f. sp. triticale, 531 nucleotides. The record is from the annotation of a GenBank genome assembly. Lineage: Eukaryota; Fungi; Ascomycota; Leotiomycetes; Helotiales; Erysiphaceae.